UUAUACACUUUCUACAAAUCAAUCAAAAAAACUCUCUCUUUUUUCUUUCCCCCUUUUUAUAUAUUCUUACAAACAAAAUAAAAGAGAUGGUAAAAUUAGCAAGUGCAAGAGAAAUCAGGAUGUAUGGGCCAAGAUUAACUAGAAAUCGUUCAGAAUACAUGAAUGCUGGGCUUUACUUGUUUGCUACAGUGGUGUUAUUAAUGGGCUUUCUGGCCCAAUUCUCAUGGGAACCUAAAUCUGGGCUUGUCCUUCUUCUUAUUGGGUUUUUUCUUAUUAUAAUUGUUAAUGUCCAUGAUCUUGUGGCCCAUCUUGCUGGCAUUGAUUAUCGGAUGUCGUUAAUGGAGUUUGAUAUUCAGCUUGCUCUUGUUGAGUUUGCUGUUCCUUUUCUUCAGACUUUGGGUUCAAUCUUGUCGUUUUUUGCCAUUUUCUUGCUUUUUAUUCUGGAGGAGAAAGGAAUUGGAUACAAAUUAGAAAAUCAUGCCAUGAAUAUGCUAGUUGCUGGUCCAAUAUUAUGGCUUAUCGGUUCGAUACACAAUUCAUGUCAAAUCUACGAAAGAGCUGAUGGACAUGUACAAAUAUUACAAGAGAGUGUUACUGUUCCCUUUUUAUUGGGAAGCUUAUUGUUUGUUGUAGGUGCAAUUAUCAAUAGCCGUGAGCAAUCGAGAUGGUUUUACCAUGGACUUAUGCUACUCGGUAAAACAUGGGUAUGGUCAGGCGUAUUCGGGAGCUUAUUAUUGUUCAUAGGAGGAUUAAUGAAUGUGGUGAAAGUGUUUAAGAUGCAACAAAUGAAUGGACUACGUCUAGAGAAGCUACGAGGAGGUGCUCAAGAGAGGCUAAUUCGAGUUAGAGAAGGCCAAGUUCCUCUAAUUCCAGAAGAAAAUCAACCUAUUCGUAGAUUACAAUCGGCCGAUCCGAAGAAUCUUAGUACUCCGGCUACUCCUUAUAAGGAUGUUCUUGUUGGUAACACAUGAAGGUAUAAUAUAGGGGAGCAAUGUAAAUGACACUUUCCAUAUUGAUGAAUUAUACUGUCGAUGAUUGUACCGUGGAAUUGCUUCCUGUAACUUGAGUCACCAUACACAUGCUAUUUUAUAAUCUUUGGUUGGUUUUGUACAA
Messenger RNA from Beta vulgaris subsp. vulgaris (sugar beet), 1113 nucleotides. RefSeq lists its product as uncharacterized. The transcript has 3 exons. The record is from RefSeq and is a predicted model, not a curated record. The coding region runs from base 87 to 971 and encodes 294 amino acids. Lineage: Eukaryota; Viridiplantae; Streptophyta; Magnoliopsida; Caryophyllales; Amaranthaceae.